AUGGCUUCUGCAGUGGGUGAAAAUUCUCUUUCACAGUCUAAUUUCGACGUAUCGUUGAAUCUGGAAGGUUCGGGCUCCAACUUCAGUGCCAACGGUAUCCAAUUGCACGAAAAUCAAUCGCCGAUAACUUCCACGUCUACAUCAUCCAACACUCACUCACAGGAGACGCGCUCGAACGACGAGCGAGGAAAACGAUCUCCAAAAGGGCCUGUUACCAGCUCACCGAAGCCCUCGAAACCUACUCCUGCCUCUGAAGUAGCAAAGCCCAAGCGGGUCCGGACCGGCUGCCUCACCUGCCGAGAGCGACAUCUCAAGUGUGACGAAGCUCUUCCUAGAUGUCAGAAUUGUCAAAAGUCGGGUAGAAUAUGCAAGCGCGGUGUCCGGCUGAAUUUCAUCGAUACCCAAACUAUUGCCCCUCCUCAUCACAUUGCACAUCCCCCGGGCACUCAAUUGUCCUUCCAAGAUGAGUCCCGAGAGAUUGCCUCCGGGUAUAUCGGUGGCUUCGAGCGUUAUCCCCCGUUGAAGGAAAGUCCCUCUGCCUCAUCGAAUAAGGAGGCAACGUCACAGUUUGAUUUUACGGACGUCUUAAGUGCUCCUCUAAUUCCUCGACAGACCUUAUCCCCCUCACUCCUCCCAUCAUUCCCUGAGGCUCCCCAGGCAGAAAUGUCGGACCCCAUAUUCAACGAUAGUUCCUAUUCUGGACCGCAGUCUACCUUCCAAGAUCAUGGUUCCUUUUCGCCCAAACCAACCAUCCAGCCAUCCAAUAUUCGGCCAUGUUUGAAUAAUGCCGAAGAAGUCCUCUUGAUGCAGGUGUUCAUCGAGGAGGUCGGCCUGUGGAUGGAUUCUAUGGAUGCAAACAAGCACUUCACUCGUAUCUUGCCAUUUCAUGCACUUAACGAGCCUAUGCUCCUAAACGCUUUUCUGGCGUGUGGAGCCCGACAUCUUCACCUUGUCAAUCCGUCAUACAGCGAGGAGCGAGCACUUCAUUAUUACAACGCCGCAUCAAGAGACCUCCUUGCUCUCUUACAAAAUCCGAACCGUGAUGUUGUGCUGUGUGCCACAACAGCAGUCGUCCUCAACGUUUACGAGGUCAUGUGUGAGAGUGCCAUGCAACGGAUGAAUCACAUCGCCGGUGCCAGAGCUCUCAUUAAGGAAUGCCGUUGGAACGCCAGGACUCCUGGCAUUGGUGGCGCCUGUUUCUGGCUCAAUGUCGGCAUGGAAUUAUUGAGCUGUCUUCAUUUUAAUUGGCAAAUGGCAUGGGAUCCUGAUACAUGGGAUAUAGAUAUGAACAUGGAACUGUCGCCUACAGGAAACCUUGUUGGAGAUGAGGAGUUGUGGACGCACCGGAUGGUAUACAUUUGCGCCAAAAUUGCCAAUUUCCGGGCGACUAUUCCGCAGUUUCAGUCGCUGGACCGCAAUACGCAGGAAAUGCGAAUUAAUCAGCGAUGUCAGGAGUGGAAUACGUAUAAGCGAUGGUGUGACGAGUGGGCAAAACACGUCCCGCGAUCCAUGAUGCCUCUUGGCUAUCUGCAGCCCUGGCAGACCAAUUCAGAUUCUUGCUUCCCCGAAGUUUGGCUUAUCAAACGCACCGCCAUCGUCGCUCGGUUGUUCUAUCAUACAGCAUGCCUCCUUCUUGCCAAGAUCCAUCCGCUUGAAUCCGAAUUCAGUCCAGAAAUGCGUAGCAUGCAGCAGAGUCACGCGCAUGAUAUCUGUGGGAUUGUUGCGCAUGUGAAGGACAGAGGCGUGGCUAGUGUUUCGAUCCGCUGUUUGGCUAUUGCGGCAGAGUGCCUGGUCACCCGGGAAGCUCAAGAGGAGGUUCUUGGAAUUUUCGACAAGAUCAUCAAGGAGACAGGCUGGCGGGUAGGAUUUCUCAAAGAUGAACUCCAUGAGAAGUGGGGCUGGAACAAUCCUGCCCAGCAGCAGCAGCAGCGAUCAGAACGACCGAAUUCGACAGCGGACUCAUCCAUGGGCGGUAACUCGUUAAAUGCGACGAUGGGACCUGCAUCGACGCGUCCAAGAGCCCCAUCCGGGAUCGUCAAUCCGUUGAUGGCCACUGCCGACUUUUCCAUGGAGAAUCAUCCGUAUCAGAAUCACUACGUUGCUCCGCAUACCCAGCUUGACAACUAUCAGUACGGGCCAUACUAG
Molecule: messenger RNA, 2145 nt
Organism: Rasamsonia emersonii CBS 393.64
Lineage: Eukaryota; Fungi; Ascomycota; Eurotiomycetes; Eurotiales; Trichocomaceae
Product: C6 transcription factor
Exons: 4
Coding region: 1-2145 (714 amino acids)
Biological process (GO): positive regulation of transcription by RNA polymerase II
Cellular component (GO): nucleus
Molecular function (GO): transcription cis-regulatory region binding; zinc ion binding; DNA-binding transcription factor activity, RNA polymerase II-specific
Source: RefSeq, a predicted model, not a curated record